Molecule: messenger RNA, 1383 nt
Organism: Vicia villosa (hairy vetch)
Lineage: Eukaryota; Viridiplantae; Streptophyta; Magnoliopsida; Fabales; Fabaceae
Exons: 2
Coding region: 80-1057 (325 amino acids)
Source: RefSeq, a predicted model, not a curated record
AUGGGUAAAGAAAUUGUCAAUUAAUUAAAAAUAGUUUAUCCAAUUUUCCAAAGUUUAAACCUUUGAGUUGGAAUCAUCCAUGGUGUUCUCCAUUUCCAACCCAUUCUUCUGUUUCCUCUUUCUCUUUGUAUUUCAACCCUUUCAUGCUGUGGUGGCUGAAGAUGGUUUGUUUCGACGACCCUUUUCGACCCACAAAAGACCUGUCGUUUUCAGCUGUAGAGAUUUGGUGUUGAAGUCAAAGUGUUCUCAGAACUCCAAAUGCAGGUGGUGCACUAGUCAAGUUCUUGAUGAUACUUGCUUUGAUAAAUCUGAAGCUUUAAGGUUGCCUCAUCAGGUUUUCUCUUGUUCUGAUUCAGAUGCAGAGAAGAAUAAUUCCUCUAAAUCAAAGGCAGAAGCAACCACAUCGUCUUCACCUUAUCAUCAUAAUCCAUCCGAAUUAGCCUUUGAGGAUGUAACAAUUGAGAAGCCAAUUGAGUCAUCUGAAGAAAACCAUGUUUGGGAGAAAGCUGACUCCAUGGCCACCACAUGGAUCAUCAACUCCACAGAUACAUCGCUGCACAACAAUUGCCUCGACGGGGAAGACAGAUUUGCUCAAACCGACGCACUGCGUGUCCACCAAUUAUGGAGAACUCUGAGUUUAAUUCAGCAAGAAUCCAAGAUGACUGUAACCGAAUAUUACAUUAGGUUUAAACGUAUCGCUGAUGAGCUAAGUGAACAACAAUCACUUCUUGAAUGGAAAUGUGGAGCUGCUAAACAGAUUAUGCAGAGAGAAGAAGACAGUCUCGUCCGUCUCUUUCUCAGUGGCCUUGAUGAAUAUCUAUAUACUGACAUCAAAAGAACCAUUGUAAAUAUGGAUCCACUUCCUUCCCUUAAAGAAACUUUCAAUUACGUAUUAAGGGAAGAAGUAAGGAUCAAUGCAGAUAAAAUAAGGGAAGUGAAGCAACAAAAAAGUUCUGGUUUUCAUUCAUUCAAACAGAAAAGUAGUGAUGGUAUAAGGACGGAAUGUGACGAUUGUGAAACGAUUGGAUUGCAAGACGGAUCCGAAUUUUUCGAUUAGUUAUGGUAUUAAAACUAUAUCAAUGAUAAAAAAAUAAAACAAGAUCAAUUAUUAGUGAUUAAAACUUUAGACUACAAAAACAAUGUUAUUUUAUAUUCAAAAAUCUUAAAGAAAGACAUACUGAUACUACCUGUUUGACUCUGAUACCUAAAGAAAUAGACAUACAUGUCUGCGGUUCAUGGAACAAGUUAUUGAUGGGAACCAAGUUAAGUGUCUUGAAUGCAUGAAUGCUUCAUUUUUUUAACUGCAGUUGAACUAUGGUCCAAGUUGUAAAUGCAAAUGGAUCUUAGAUAGUGGAACUCACACACAUGACUCGUAAUUUUAAA